GAGACAGAGACAGCCCCAGAGUGACAGGACAGACUGCGAGACCGGUACAGCUUUUCCACUCUGCAGUCAGCCACCCGCUUCAUGCCAGGAAAACGUUAAGGAGCGUUUGCCUGUCUGUGAUAAAUCCCCUGGCCAGAGAUUUGGCUGCAUCAGAGACCCCAGUGCCGAUCUACUGUUUCCCCAUCACCAUGGAGGCUUCUCUUGCCUUCUGCAUCCUUGCUGCUUUCCUGGCUACAGGGGCCUGUCUGCAGUGUGAGGUUUGCUUUGGCCUAGGAGUGAGCUGCAGAGGCGACCUACAGACCUGCGCGGCUGGGGAAGACUCCUGUGGGGUCGCGCUGACCGAAUCCACGCUGGCGGGAAUUAAGACCCAGAGCAUUCUCAAGGGCUGUAUGCCAUCGAGUCAAUGUAAAGCCAGCCCCGUCUCUGUGAAUUUUGGGCAGGGAAUGAGAACACAGACAAGCUUUGCCUGCUGCUUGGGAGAUACCUGCAGAACAAGCACCAUUACAGUGCCCCCGGCUAACACCAAACCCAACGGCCGGCACUGCCCAGCCUGCGUCGCUGUGUUUACUGAUCAGUGCAGUGAGAAGACCAUACAGUGCACUGGAGACGAGACCCGAUGUGUCAACAUCGUCGAGACUCUAACAAUUGGUGGAAAUCCAGUGCAGAUGGUCAUGAAGGGCUGUGCUUCCGAGUCCGUCUGCGCCCAGAUAAAAUUGGGUUCGGGGACCUUCGCAGGCAUCAGUGCAGAUCUAACCACGGCCAAAUGCACAGCGGCCUCCCCGCGGUGGAGGUAGCACCAGGGGCCAGGCGGGGUCCUGCUGCUGAAUCUUCUCUCCUGAUUCCCCACCCGGAGCAACGGCGCCGCCGAACUGAAA
Trachemys scripta elegans is the source of this 875-nucleotide messenger RNA. Its product is annotated as phospholipase A2 inhibitor and Ly6/PLAUR domain-containing protein-like. NCBI's taxonomy places the organism in Eukaryota, Metazoa, Chordata, Testudines, Emydidae. The transcript has 6 exons. Bases 189 to 794 code for a protein of 201 amino acids. The record is from RefSeq and is a predicted model, not a curated record. Gene Ontology annotation, cellular component: extracellular region. Gene Ontology annotation, molecular function: phospholipase inhibitor activity.